Molecule: messenger RNA, 3524 nt
Organism: Xyrichtys novacula (pearly razorfish)
Lineage: Eukaryota; Metazoa; Chordata; Actinopteri; Labriformes; Labridae
Source: the annotation of a GenBank genome assembly
GCUCAGCUUUUAGUCCAAGUUUUAGAGGCAAUGGCAGCAACAUGAACAGGGCUCGAGAGGACAGAGAAAUGAUGACCGACGGACUCGAUCUGAACAGGACAGCAGCUUUAGGACUGCAUGACCAGGACAUGAACACAGCUGCUUUGUUUGGUGGGCUGUUUCUUUGAUGUGGUUUAAAUAUCACUUUAUCGUCAGCGUAGAGCGUAACUGGCUUGAAGAUGUCUUAGUGUUUCUUUUCAGUGGCAUACCUGUUUUAUAUUUUCCCAGAGUUCAAAGUGUUCAACAUUGUCAUCAUCGCUUUGGCCUGUGGUAUCCUCACCGUGACUGGACUGUACUGCAUCAUUGCCUGCUACAACCGAACAAGGUAGGGCCUGAAUAUUCCCUCAAUUUAUCAUCUACCUUCACAAAACAAAUCUUGUUUUCAACUCAAUUUGAAGGCAAGAAUAUUUGACAUUUAACAACCACUUUAAUCUCUUUAUUCUGAAUGCAAACAGAAAAGAAGUCAAUGUGAGAUAAUACUGAAGUCAUUAGUGCAAUAACCUUCCUGUCCUUCACCAGGCAGUCAAAGAGGGCCCAUUUGUAUGAGAGCGCAGUGACCCAAGGCGAGCCAGCUGACCCUGUGGCAGUCAAAGCAGUAAAGAGGUCGACCAGCUUCAUAAACCCUCUUGCCUUCUUCAAGAAACAAGACCCAGCCAAGGAUAACAACAAGAUCUACUACAUCUACAGUAACCCACUGCCCGUGGGGCUGAAGGAGGAGGAGGAGGAGAGCAGGAGCAAAGCCCUGCAGGUACAGGAGGAGCAAACACUGAAAAUGACGCUGCCACUGUCCAUUGAAGAGUACGCCAACGAUCCCAACAGUGGAGUCAUCCUGGACCCACCCAUUUUUUACAUGCAGCUUUAGAGGUGGCAAAGGAGACACAGCUACAUUUUAUAACCUGAAAGGUCCAAGGUUCAACCUCUGCAGCUGUUGUGAUCUAAAGACAUCAUGCACAAGCAAUCAUCACGCACUCCACUCAGCGUGCAAAUUAAAAUCUGCCGGGUCACAAUCACCACUCAGACCAUGUAGCUUGAUGAUGUCAGCAGGAUUUUUUGCAGCAUACGAAUGAAGAUGACAAUUUGAUCAUACAAAAACCUGCUUUUGAGACAUGGACAUGUACUGAGUUUGAAGCUGAAGGUUUCAGACAAGGAUCACAGGAGCCCUGUUAGAGCUCGGUAUAAAACAAUGACCUGAAAUUUAAUUAAAAAAAAUUUAAUAAAACCUGAAAUGUAAUAACUGGUCGAUAAUGUAACGAGAUGCUGAGCCUGAUUCGUAAUAUUUUUUUGCCCAAAAUGUAACAGACUGCUACAUUUUGGAUCAGUUUUUACAUUUCGGGCUUUACCACAUUUUUUAUAACAUUUUGGGUCAAGUUACAGUACAUAUCAGGCUCUAACAGGCCCUCAAGUUGCCGUUGAAUAUUUAAAUGCCUGGCUCUUAUUGGAACCUUAAACUUAGCUUGUUUUAUCCACUGAUGCUUGUGAGUUUUGAGAAAGUACUACAGUCAGUCUAUGGUGACUCUUAUAUUUUUACAUUUUAAUCUCAAGUAACUCCAUAUAAAGUUUUAAAGUGUUCAAACUAAAACUGUGAGUGGUCAGAUGUGUUUUCAAGGGCGUGUAUCAUUUUGGACAAUGCAACUAGAUGGAACACUGUCAUGACAUCAGUGGUAAAAGGGCUUAGCCAGUAGAAACUAUGAUUUUGUUUUUGUGUCUUGAGGGAGAAGCUUGUUUUAAAGUUGUAGGGAUUUGAGAUUGUUUUAGCUCUUACUGUUUUGUUUGUAUCACUGAUGAUUAUUUCUGUGGAGGUACACUUCUUUCUCCUCCCGUUGUGAAAAAGUAAAGAACUUAUUUGUUAACAGCGCUGUCAGUCAUUGAUCUGUCAUCCUCUCUUCAUAAUCAAAUAAAUUAAAUAAACUGAAUUUCUCAUACAAAAUUAUCACUUUCUCAUAAAUCAGCAUGAUAAAAAAUUAAUGCCAUGACAGAAAGCCGAUUUAACUAAAAGCAAUGACAUAUAACCUGUAAGUUUUAACCGUUUUCUGUCUUUUAUAUUGUAGAAGGCUGACUAUGACAUACAGCGCAGCCAGUCACAUGAUCUCUAUGUCUGCCACCAGUUUUGCUGUUCCAGUUGGAUGUCAAAGCUAAAAUUCUCCACAUAUCUCCACUCUGGAUGUUUUUCAAGUGGUUUUGAAAUGUCUUGUUGGGUACAAAAAAUGCCGUCAAAAUUUUGUCACUGCUCCAGGAUACACUAGAAAACACUUAGUGAAGUGCUGGAGUGAGGAUGCUAAUAUUUAUUAUAACAUUAUGAUCAUUGACUGUAUAUUCUAUAAAUAACUUGGUUCCGCCUUCUGUCAUUACACGAAUUUGAAGCCAGAAAGCUCUCAGUAAUUCUGCGUUUUUUCUCCACUUCCUGAAACCAACAUUGCGCAGUAGCGUUGUACGCACUCACCGGGAGAGUUGCUGUGAUGAUACUCUGCUCAAACAGCGUAUCCCUCGGUUGAGCUACUCAAUCUUUGUACGCCCAUAGGCUGUAUCAAGUGUCAAUCAUAGAAAACAUGAACCCCCUAAUAACUUUUAAAGAUGGAGCUGCACAGAAAAAAAGGACUUGGGCACAAACCAGUCUUACAGUAAUUACAACAUUGCAACCAGGGAGAGAAAAAUUUAUAUUCUGUGUAAUUCAUUUCUAAAGUUUGUCCAAAGCUCCAUAGGGAUUGCUGGAGGAGGCGGGAUUUAUGACCUAUACUGCAGCCUAUCACCAGAGGGUGUUGUUCUCAGGGUGGCUUCACCCAGAGAGGAGGCAGACGGCGUUCAUUCUAUAUACAGUCUAUGAUUAUGAUGCUGCUACGCUCAGUAUCUGAAGGUGAGAUACUUACUUUUCAAUUCUCAAGGGACUACAUCUUCCUGCAAAGUCCCAAAAAUCUGCAUGACCACAAAAAAACAUAACAGGUUUGCUCGGCAGUGUGCAUGAGGCUUUCACUGUUCAAAAGAGCUGAAGGUCAGACACAAAAUGAGGCAUGGUGGAGCUCUUUUUAUGUUUUUUUUAAUGAUUAUUAAUAAAACUGCUGAUACAAUGUGCUUUACAAAAGAAGCAGAGAGUGAGAUACAGAGCAAGAUGAGAAAAGUACAAACGCUUAUCACGGCAGAGUAAAUGAUCAGUCAGACAAUAGUGAGUUUUCAGAUGAUCAGCUGCGUCUCUCUGAUCAGCCACUCUAACGCGUUCUUCCUACCCUGCCUCUCCAACUCUGCUCCGAUUACCUCCCGGCACUUCCUGUGGUACUCGUUCACCCAGUCCCGCUGCAGGGCAGAGAGCAAAGGUUAUCAAAGAGCCAUCCAAGAAUCAUGAUGGUAUCUUUUAGUGAUUUAAACCCUAAUAGGAAAUGCAUUAUAUUGAUUAUAUCUGAUCACUGUCUUACUUUAACAGUGAUGGGUUGUUGUAUUUCAGGGAUUUAUGAAAUACAACAUUCAACUUUCGCCAUUAAAAUAUUGAUCACGCA